This is a messenger RNA of Lasiosphaeria miniovina, 345 nucleotides long. RefSeq names its product ankyrin repeat protein. Gene Ontology annotation, cellular component: ciliary inversin compartment. The transcript has a single exon. The annotation marks the transcript as partial. Gene Ontology annotation, molecular function: protein binding. The record is from RefSeq and is a predicted model, not a curated record. Lineage: Eukaryota; Fungi; Ascomycota; Sordariomycetes; Sordariales; Lasiosphaeriaceae. Gene Ontology annotation, biological process: protein localization to ciliary inversin compartment.
CUUCACGAAGCUAUCCGGUGCGGCGCUGUCGAGUCAGCGCUCGUGCUGCUCGAUAAUGGUGCCGACUACAUGACGACAGACUCUUUCAAGCAGACGUGCCUGCACCUGAGCCUCCGAUACGGCUGCGAUGUGCUCGUCUCAGAGUUCCUCGAGUUGGGGCUUGACAUCCGGGCAGUGGACAGGUUCGGCAUGACGCCUCUGCACCGAGCGUGCAGCCGAGGCAAUGUCCAGCACGUUUGGAUGCUCCUUCAGAAAGGAGCAAGUUUCAAAACAAAGAAUCAUUUUGCUCGGCGGCCCGUCGACUUGGCCGUUGAGUGGCAUCAUGCAGACGCUGUCAAGUCAGUC